Molecule: messenger RNA, 654 nt
Organism: Penicillium angulare
Lineage: Eukaryota; Fungi; Ascomycota; Eurotiomycetes; Eurotiales; Aspergillaceae
Exons: 1
Coding region: 1-654 (217 amino acids)
Biological process (GO): aspartate metabolic process
Cellular component (GO): cytosol
Molecular function (GO): aspartate ammonia-lyase activity
Source: RefSeq, a predicted model, not a curated record
AUGGAAAAUAUCAGAAUUGAGAAGGAUGAUCUUGGCCAGCUAGAGCUACCAGCUGAGGCCCUUUAUGGAAUCAACACCGCUCGGUCCUUGCAGAAUUUCUUUCUGUCUGGACGACCUAUCGCGACAUGUCCUGACUUUAUCCAUUCUCUUGCAGCCAUAAAAGAGGCGGCAGCUCGAGCAAACUGUGAGAUUGGUGAGCUGACAGCAGAGCAGGCAGAUGCUAUUUAUACUGCCUGUGAAGAAAUCAAAACUGGAAAGUAUGAUCACCAUCUGGUCGUCGACAUGCUGGAGGGUUCGGGUGGCACCUCAACCAACAUGAAUAUCAAUGAAGUGAUCGCCAAUGUCGCUACAAAGGCCUCGGGAAGCUUCAUUCACCCAAAUGAUCAUGUCAACAUGGGACAAUCUACGAAUGAUGUGGUUCCAACUGCAAUGAAGCUGGCCGUUUACCGUUUGAUGGCGGGCGCUCUAUGGGCACUCACCCAGCUGGCUGAAGCUUUCUCGACGAAGCGCGAGGAGUAUAAAUAUCUACUCCGUUUAGGAAGAACCUGCCUUCAAGACGCGCAGCCCAUGAGUCUUGGCCAGGCAUUUGGAGGCUAUGAGUCAGUCAUCCGGCGACAUAUAGAACAAUCGAAUCAAUUCGCGAGCAAUUAUUGA